Molecule: messenger RNA, 954 nt
Organism: Plasmodium vivax (malaria parasite P. vivax)
Lineage: Eukaryota; Apicomplexa; Aconoidasida; Haemosporida; Plasmodiidae
Exons: 1
Coding region: 340-954 (204 amino acids)
Source: RefSeq, a predicted model, not a curated record
AUUGAAGCAUCCGAGCAACACUCAACUAUUUGUGUGCCCUUCAUUUUAUGCAAAAAUUAAGAGGAAGUUUUUUAUUUUAUUUUCUUUUCCGCGUUUUUACCAUGUUUUAAUUCUGAAUUUGAAGAAGCAACAUCGUGUACGCAUUUGUGAGAUGCGCAUAUAUAAACCUAUGCAACAAACACUUGUCAAAAAUUUUGAAAAUUUUUUCGAUCUUUUGUAAACUGCCAACCUUCGCCAUUUUGAAUACUUAAACACCCCUCCCCCCCUUGUGCGAGCACAAACCAUAUUGCAACAUUGCAGAACAAACACUGCCCUGCUUACCAUUUCUAUUUGAGAAAAAUGAAUUAUACAAUUAAGUGCCUCCUCUUUGGCGUUCUUCUGAACGCGGCCUGCAAAAUUGACGUACUCUGCCUGGAAGGUAACGGUAUUAACAACAAUUACCAAUCCCCAAGUGAAAACUACCAUAACGAUAUGAGCAUAUUUGCGGAAAGAAGUGACAAUAAAGGAUGUACAGGUGACAUCGAGCAGAGACUAAUAAAUGGAGAGAAGUUCCUAAGUCAAAAUUAUCAAAGCGAAAAUCCAGAAAAUCUGAAAGAUUAUAUAAGCUUAAAAACGAACCAGUUUAGGGAGUACAUAAUGCAUCUGUUCAAAUCGAAUAGCGUUGCGUCCAACGAUUUCUACAAAGUCCUUUUUGACUGCGCUAAGGUGUCAUCGGCAAAACCGUACUUAAUAGAUAUAUGUGUAAAUAAAUAUUUGAAAAAACACAACAUUGAUUUUUCCCCGACGUGCUUGAGCUGCUUUUCCUCCUUCAUCGGGUGUUCCUUUAUUUCGUGCAACAAGCAGUGCGCAAAGGACCAGUGCAAUGACGAGUGCAAAUCGUGCAGCGAGAAAAACUGCUUCAGAACUUUGUUAAACUGUACCAAGCUGGACGCCCUGCCCGACCCCUGCAAGUAG